GGGCGCGGGGCUGGGCGCGGCGUGGCUCGCUUGGCCUGCGCCCCGAGCUCGGGGUGCCGCGACGGGCAGAGGGAUCCGGGAGCGCGGGGGUCCCGAGGUGACCUCCGCACACGGCCCCGAUGACCGAACUACAGCAAGAUGUGGAAGACACAAAGCCUGCGAAAGUGCUCGGGAAGAGAGAGAGCAAAGUUGGCUCAGCCCACUCAGAGGCUGAGAAUGGUGUGGAGGAGAAAAAGAAAGUCUGCAGGUCGCCAACAGCCCAGUCUCCUACCCCAUCCGUGGAGGCUGAGUCCCCAGACCAGAAGAGAAUCAUUUCCCUGCGCCCAUGUCUUCUCUCCAAACCUAUGCUUUAUUCAAGACCAAGCUACAAAGCAAAUAUGCACUUUCACAAGUUGUUUCUCGAUGUCCCAACUGAAGAGCCACUGAGGCAAAGCUUUACCUGUGCUCUACAGAAGGAAAUACUAUACCAAGGAAAGCUCUUUGUAUCAGAAAACUGGAUUUGUUUCCAUUCCAAGGUCUUUGGAAAAGACACAAAGAUCUCCAUUCCUGUUUUCUCGGUAACCCUAAUAAAGAAAACCAAAACUGCUCUUCUGGUGCCAAAUGCCCUGAUUAUAGCGACAGUGACAGACAGGGUGAGUAUGCAGCAGAGGAAAAUUGGGUCUCCUCAUUUUAUUAUUUCCUUUCAGGAUUUCAAUGAUGAAUUCUCAGAUCUGGAUGGAGUGGUUCAACAAAGGAGGCAAGACUUGGCGGGAUACAGCAGUUCUGGUUCUCAAACUCCUGAAUCUGAGAACUCUCGAGAUUUCCACGUGACAGAAUCCCAGACAGUCCUGAAUGUCUCCAAGGGAGAAGCGAAACCAACUCGGGCAGACCCCCUUGUGAACAGAGGGCCUGAAGGAAAAGCCAAGAGUCUCCCAGCAUAUGGUCAGUCAGAAACCACUGGACUCACACAUAAAGUCAGGCCUCAGAAAUGCCCAACUCUCCAACAUGUUCUUAUAUUCUAUACAAUUGUGUAA
This is a messenger RNA of Otolemur garnettii (small-eared galago), 1013 nucleotides long. RefSeq names its product GRAM domain containing 2B (gene GRAMD2B). The transcript is spliced from 9 exons. Lineage: Eukaryota; Metazoa; Chordata; Mammalia; Primates; Galagidae. The coding region runs from base 120 to 1013 and encodes 297 amino acids. The record is from RefSeq and is a predicted model, not a curated record.